AUGUCGCGUUUCAUGAUGAUACUCUCUCUAGCUCUCAUUGUUCUCAUCAGCUCAUCAACCAUCCCGAAGACAGCAGCCACUCCACCAGCCAGGUACCAAAACUACAAAACGUUCGUAAGAACGGCAUGCAACUCGACAAAAUACCCUACGCUGUGCUACAAUUCUUUGUCCUCUUACUCCUCCACCAUCAAAUCCGAUCCAAUCAAACUCUGCAUAACUUCGCUCACCAUCAACGUCCAAUCAGCCAACAACGCCACGUCAGUUCUCUCUGACCUUUUCAAAAAGGCCAAAUCUACUUCCAGACGUGGCGUGAUGAUGAUCCUCGAGGACUGCGUGGAGGAGAUGAAGGACACUGUCGACGAGCUCAAGCAAGCCAUCGCUGAGCUGAAGAAACUCAAAGGCGGAGGAAAUUCUAAGCAGGAGUGUAUAAAGAACGUGAGGACAUGGGUGAGCUCGGCGUUGACCGACGAGGGCACGUGUACGGAUGGGUUCGAAGAGAGGAAAGGGAAUGUGGAGACGAAGAAGACGGUGAAGAAGACUGUUUCUGAGCUUUCAAAGAUAACAUGCAACUCUUUGGCCCUUAUUACUAAUUAUCUACGUUACUAA
Messenger RNA from Microthlaspi erraticum, 606 nucleotides. The record is from the annotation of a GenBank genome assembly. NCBI's taxonomy places the organism in Eukaryota, Viridiplantae, Streptophyta, Magnoliopsida, Brassicales, Brassicaceae.